CAAAACAACGGACGGCCAUAUUACUACUGGGUGGAACCAUCCAAGACUAGAACCUGAACUUAGCUCAAGCACCAUGGCGACGACCAAGAGUAAAGCCGCAUUCAUCCUGCUCCUCUGCAUCGUAGCCCAUGCCACCGCAGCCGGAACGCAGGGCUCCAACCAGGGCGGCGGCACGGACAACCGCUCGUGCCCCAUUUUCCAGUGCCAGUCCAAGUCGAAGAAGAGCGGACGCUUCGACUCUGUGAACCCCAAAUUCUCCGAGGCGUUCACGUACAGUGCGACCAAGGACCCAAACGAGGAGUGCUGGAAGGUGUGCCAGUACCACAACCAGGGCAACCGCCCCGACCCUGUCGUGUACUGGCAGUACGAGCCCUUCACCGACCCCACCACCGGCGGCCUGUGCACGUGCUACGGCGAGGAGGUGUGCAAGGACAAGCAUUUCAUCGACCCCGCGCGCGACAACGGCGUGCGCCCCGAGUUCAUCUACGUGGGCAAGAUCUGCCCCGCCAAUGGCACCGGCGACCCGCACUUCGUCGGCGCCGACUCGUCGCGCUUCGACUUUAGCGGCCGGCCCGGCGAGGACUACGCUCUCAUCUCCGACGCCCACGUGGCGGUUCAGGCGCACUUCGACGGCCGCUGGGGAAAAUGGGAAGGCCGCAACAAGGCGCUGACGUGGAUGCGCCAGAUCAGCAUUCUGUGGGGCCACCACACUAUUGUGUUCGAGGCGCGCACGGGGUGGGCUGCGGAUUACAGGACGGGUUAUCUCCAACGGCUCGUGGUCGAUAGCGAGGAGGUCAAGCUGGGCGUUCCCGGGUCACACCUCGAGUCCGCGUCGUUUUUCGACGGGCAGGUUGACAUCAAGUGGGCAGCGGCGAAGAAGGUUCUUGGCGACGACCUGGUGGACGAGUACGAGGUUCGCAUCGGCGACAUUCUGGCUCUGCGACUGACUCUGCGACCGGAGAUCGCCAUGCUUCGUACGGAGGACGACGGACUGGUGCACUUCACUGUCGACGUGAUGAGCGCGAAGCUGUCGCCCAACGUGCACGGCGUGCUCGGCCAGACCUACCGCCCUGAUUUCGCCGGCCGCCUCGGCAAGCAGAAGCUGGUGUACAGCGAGCUGUUCAAGACGUACGUGGUGCCCGGCGACAACGCUGAGGGCUUCAUUGACGGAACCGUCGACGACUACAAGUGCUCCGAUCUCACCCACUCGGACUGCACCUUCUGCCGCUUCGUGCGCGCCGAGGGACUCGACGACGAGACCGCGCUUGCGGUUGAGAUGGCGACGGGCGUCUCGUCGUCGUACAGCAAUAACGGCCGCGAUUACUACCCCCGCAAGGCGCUUGUCGGAGCCUUUUAGACGAUUAUAGGACCCCCUUGGGAUUUGUGUUCCUGUCAUAUCGCUCGUCGUGAUGGCUCGGGUCAAAAUUGAUUCCUGUAUGUAAUAUACUACGGGUUUUGAAUAUAAGUGCAUCUCCUCCAUAUCUAG
Molecule: messenger RNA, 1486 nt
Organism: Closterium sp. NIES-67
Lineage: Eukaryota; Viridiplantae; Streptophyta; Zygnematophyceae; Desmidiales; Closteriaceae
Source: the annotation of a GenBank genome assembly